Petromyzon marinus (sea lamprey) is the source of this 1272-nucleotide messenger RNA. The record is from RefSeq and is a predicted model, not a curated record. NCBI's taxonomy places the organism in Eukaryota, Metazoa, Chordata, Hyperoartia, Petromyzontiformes, Petromyzontidae.
CGGGGCGUGGGAGGGGGCGGGGCGUGGGCGGGGGCGGGGCGGGUGCUUCUUCACUCGUAGCGGGGACCUCCUCCUUCAAGCCUCGCCGUCGUCUCCUCAGCGUCAACGCCAGAAGCGCUCGCCAUGAAUCCUCUCUACAGCCCAACAGCUCCAGGCGCUGUCUACAGCAACUCACAAGGCAUGGGAUACGCGGGCUAUGCCCCAGGCUAUGCGGCCUCUGCUGCAGGCUAUCCCCCAGGAGUGUUCCCUCCAGCUGGGGUCAACUUCCCGUCGGGCGUGUGCGCGUGUGCGUCGUGUGCCGCCGAAGGCUACGGCGCUGCCGCCGCCGCCGCUGCUGCUGCGGCGGCCGCCUCGGCCCAGUACAAGAUGCCGCUCGGCCAGGGCGGCGGCGGCGGCGGCGGCGGCGGCGGCGGCGGUGGCGGCGGGCUGCCCGCCUACCCGCCCGCGCCCAACCCUUACCAGGCCGGUGCCGGCGGACUCUACCCGAUGCGCGGAGCGGUGGCAGCCGCGCAGGGGCUCUACACGCAGAGCGCGUUCUACCCGCAGCCCGUGUACGCGUCGGCCCCGCCGCAGGUGAUCCACCACACCACGGUGGUGCAGCCCAACGGCGUCUCGGCCGCCCUCUACCCUCCACCACAGCCGCUGGGGCAUGGGCGGCACGCGCUGCCUCCCCUGGGCCUCAUCACCGGCACCAUGGCCAUGUCCGCCGGUUCGCGAAGGUUUGGAGAACAGACGUGGGAGGAGAGGAGUAGAGUUCAACAUUGGAUGUUGCUGCACUGCCCUCCGGUGCUCACAUCCCAUCAGCCCCAUAGCGCCUGUUAUGCAUGGUGCAUACCGGGCGCUGUGUUGACCACCCCCCAGGGGACCCCAGUUGGACCCCAGCAGCUGUCCACCUACAGGAGCGGAGGGAGCCCGGGUUACGGGUACCUGUCCACUCAGUGGUGAGGGCAGCAGCAGCAGCAGCAUCGCCACUCACACGCGCAUGCACGGCCAUCGCUACGAUGGCACAGCCGUAGGAGGGCAGCAGCGUGAUCAGCCUCGCCGCGGGGCCCCCCCCCACCACCCCCACCCCCCCACCACCCCCACGUGUAGCCCCCCUCCAUCUCCAACCCCCCCCCCCCCCCGUGGCGGUGUGGGUGGGUGGCGUGCGACCGUCACUUCCCGUUAGCAUUACGAACAAGAAACCACCACCACCGUCGCCACCACCGCCAUCGUCACCACCAUCACCACCGUCGCCACCGCCACCGUCGCCACCACCACCGCCACCACAGU